Molecule: messenger RNA, 1316 nt
Organism: Clupea harengus (Atlantic herring)
Lineage: Eukaryota; Metazoa; Chordata; Actinopteri; Clupeiformes; Clupeidae
Product: otoraplin
Biological process (GO): cartilage condensation
Molecular function (GO): protein binding
Source: RefSeq, a predicted model, not a curated record
UUGACCAUAUUGGCCGUUACAGUUGUACAUCUCAAGAUGUCCUUUUCUGAGUGUUGUGCCUUUUUACUUCUCUUCGUGGGAUCUGUAUAUCAAUCAAGCACAGCACCAUUGGAGAAACUGUCCGACAACAAACUGUGUGCUGAUGUGGAGUGCGCAUAUGCUAUCUCACUGGCAAUAGCCUUGGAGGAUUAUGUUGCCCCUGACUGUAGGUUUAUUAACUUGAAACGGGAUCAGACGAUCUAUGUGUACUCCAAACUGCUGCCAGCAGAGGGUGCUGGAAUCUUCUGGUCUGGAAGUGUUUAUAGUGACCGAUAUGUGGAUCAGAUGGGCAUCAUUGGCUUCUUCCCGGGGAACUAUGUCAAUGAGACAUACACUUUCCAACAUGACACAGUCAAGAUCCCAACAACUGUUGCGGAAUUCCACUGUAUUUGAGAAGAGAGGGCAGAACUGCAUAAUGUUUGUACAUUUUGAUAUGUUCUCAAUUUAGACCUUGGGAAUCCUACCAGAUGAGGAUUUGAUCAGCUAUUCUCAUUGUUUGUCGUUGAACAGUGUUACAUUUGAGAGAGUGAUGAAAAAGAAUACCAUCGGCAUAGUGUGUCAACACUGAAGACAACAAAAUCUUGUGUGUAUUCUGGUUGAUAGUUACUUACUGCUACUUCAAGUAAAAAUUGGUUGCAUAUUGUAAUUUUAAUUCAAAUGUACCGCAUAUGUCAGUAAAAUUAUGUAAUGCUUUUCAAGGUCAUGCAUAUGGCAUUGGAGAGGGAGGUGGGCCGGGUCUGUCUGAUGAAGUGGGUCCAAUCAACCAUGUGAUCACAACCAGUGUGGGGAAGAGCAGAGUCUGCCUAGCUCUGCAUAUCACUAAUGAGAAAAGUUUUUAUGUACAAGAUGAGAAAAUGUUUUCAAAAGGAUGGUAUGUGAAGUUAUAUUGUGUAGUUGCAAUGAAAAACAGAUCUUUUGUGAAUUAGCAAUUUAAUAAUAAUAAUAAUAAUCACAUUUGCUCACAUUUACAUUUAAUGAUCAUUGUAAUAGUUUUGUGGGAAAUUCUGAAAUAUUUGUGUCAUUGAACAAUCUUCUCUGUAUCCCGUGCCUUUUGUUCUCUGUACCAGUGUUGAUUGGCUUGUGGGUGUUGUGGUGUGAGGGGGUGUUAGAGGUGAGCACUUGAACAUUGAAGGUAAUUAUUCUGAAGAGCGUUCAUUCUGUCUGCCCCCACAGUGGAAUGAAUAGAUGUUACCCAAUGACAGUCUGUUACGAACAUUGUGUCUAGGUGUCUUGUGUUUGACAUUCCACAUCAACAUUAAAAGCAUUUUAUGUACAAA